Messenger RNA from Populus nigra (black poplar), 1776 nucleotides. RefSeq lists its product as uncharacterized. The transcript is spliced from 2 exons. Lineage: Eukaryota; Viridiplantae; Streptophyta; Magnoliopsida; Malpighiales; Salicaceae. The record is from RefSeq and is a predicted model, not a curated record. Bases 618 to 1604 code for a protein of 328 amino acids.
GUUCUAGGCUUUGUUGCCUUAUACAUGCUUCUUUUUCGCUGUUGUUUUGUAUAUGUAGUUAGUUUGUCGGUUCUGGUCUUUUUGGAUGUUGGGUUUUUUGUAUAGUGCACAAUUCCGUUUGAUGUUGUUGGGUACAUCUGUUAUGGUUGAUCUUUCUUUAUGGGAUAUUUGAUCUAUGCUUCCUCUACACCUGAAUUUUGGUGCUGCUGAUUUUGAUCCCACCUAGCACUUGAAGGGAGGGUUUUGAGACGUUGGAAUCAAAUUGUGUGGAUUCACUAAAUUUCAGAGCUUUUGUUUAUUUAUUUUGCUUUAUAGUGCAACCUUGUAGCUGUGAUUUUUAAGGUAAUGGAUUUCAUGAAUCUAAUAUUUUGAUCCCUAUGUCUCUAAACCCUAAUCUAUCAGGGUGGAGUUUUCCUUUAAUUUUUAUGGGUGUGAUUUGUAUUUCUUUAGGAUAAAAAAAAUUCUGAAUUCUCUCGUCCAAUUUGUAUGUAUAUGUAUGUAUGUAUGAUCCAAAAAUCAUUUCUCAAUUUGGAAUCAUGUAUUUUUAACGACACAGUACAUAUGUGAAGCCCUAGUUAAUAACUUCUUUUUUUCCUGUAAAAAGAGACCUUAAUUUGAUGGCAACGUGGUUAAAGAAACGGUCUCGAAAACUGCCAAUAUUGUCACCGGUGUCGCCCCUACCACCGCCACCGGUACCGGAGAUGCAACAACAAAGUGGCGACAACAUGUAUAGUUUAUCAACAAGGCGUAACCACAAGAAGGCAAAACUACAAGAAGUAGUUGCGACGACUUGUCAAAUUAGAAGUUGGAAUGAAAUGGACCAUGACAUAUUGGUUAUGAUAAUGAACAAGUUAGUGAAAUCACUUGGGUGGCGGACAUUGGAUGAUAAUACCAUGUAUUUCUGCAAGCCAUGGCUGUUGGCCCUCCUCGAUGCUCUCUUUCCUCCUGGAACAACUCUUGAUCUCCAUUCCUAUGACAAAUUUCCCCCAGAUAGUUAUUGCAAUCGUGCACGUGGAAGGUAUUUUUUUCUUCUCCACUUGGCGCUUGGUCCUUUUCGACCUCAAAACCAUUACACCAAGGUUUUGUUUGGCGAAUUACCCGCUGAUUUCUUUCCAUGGGAAUAUUUUGGUUCAAGGUUGCCUCUGGUAAGAAGUAUCUCAUUUCCUACUACUAGCAUCGACCAAUUUUUUGUUGUGGGGGCACUUCUACCCUGGAGAAAUUUGGAAGAAGUGUGCUGCAAUGAUACAAUAGUUAAGUGCCUUGCUAGAUUCUGCAAGCGUAUUCAUAGUCUAACCCUUUUUGGGCGCAUAAGCUCUCCCACUGCUUCUUUGAUUGCAGAAAACUUCCCUGCACUAAAGCGUUUGAUGAUUUCAUCAUGUGUUUUGUCAGUCAAUGCAUUGCCAACUAUUUUGGAUGGGCAAAAGAAACUUGAAUAUCUAGAUACUAGCCAUUGUUUUUGUGUUGAUGAGAAACAUUUGUAUAAAAAACAGGCGAGGGCAAAGGAAUGGAAAGAAGAGAUAUAUGUGAAGGCCGCAAAAAAUAUCAAAAUACAUUUGCAAUGUGCAAGGGAAAAUUGUCCUCCUUGUUCUCACCUGUAUAGAUAGAUAGUUCAAGUUGUUUUAAUUAAUUUGGUUAAGUUGACACUUUGUAGGUAGGUUGCAACGACAAUAUUUUUGGUCUGUUUUAUUCUUGUAAGAACUCAUCCACAUUAAGAUGUUUGGAAUUUGUGUUGCUGUCAACUUGAGAUUGUCUAAAUUAAAGGAACAAGUUUCUCAA